Aspergillus mulundensis is the source of this 447-nucleotide messenger RNA. RefSeq lists its product as uncharacterized. Bases 1 to 447 code for a protein of 148 amino acids. Lineage: Eukaryota; Fungi; Ascomycota; Eurotiomycetes; Eurotiales; Aspergillaceae. The transcript has a single exon. The record is from RefSeq and is a predicted model, not a curated record.
AUGGCAUACACCAGGCAAGAAGAAUUCUCCAUCCCAGUACUUCCUUUCCUCCCCUUUUCUCCCAUCUAUCACAACCCUAACAAUCCCGGACAGCUAAUCGACUUCAACUCCUUCACAACCGGCCGUGUCGUCAAACCGCGGCCAUGCAGCCCAGGGCCUCGAAAAGCUCUCUUCCGACGCCGCCGAUAUCAAAGAGACAUUGCAUAUCGGCGCGAAGGGGACCGCAAGUACCCGAAUAUCUGGCCGGGUCAUGCCGAGGCUCUGGGCUUCAAGAGACAAUUCCAGUCUUCUAUGACGCCUGCGCCGCAGCCUUCAUUGAAGUCAUGCGCGCUAAUGCCCGUGGGUCUUGAUAUUCACGAGGCGUAUUUUGAUGGGCACAUGAGCAAGGCGACCAUAAGCUCUGGUUACUCCAUUACCCGGAGACAAGGAAAGGCAUGUUCACGCUGA